UUUAGCGCGAUGUUCAGACUUCUCUCACAAUGCAAGCAUUUACAACCCUUUUCGUUCUCAAACGCAGCAAUUCGAUGCAGUUAUGCCGGCAUAGUAUUAAAAUACCGCAUUACUGAUUCAUUCAAAUUCAGCUGUGAUUUAUCUGUCUAAUACGAAUAUGUUUAUUAAUUCGGACAUCUUCAAAUGUAGAUUUGCUUUUAAUAAAAGUUUUAAGUACAAGAAAUUCCUUUCGCUUUUUUUCUUCAUUGGUGCCAUGAUUGUAUGCUGCUCUGGUAGCUGCACGUUCGAAGGCAAAAAUUAUAUGGACGGAGAAAUAUGGAAUUCAGCUUGCAAUGUGUGCCACUGCUAUGCUAAAAAUGUGACUUGCACAAGAGUUGCUUGCCCAGUAAUUGACUGCAGUGCUGCAGAAAUUCCUGCACCUAAAAACAACUGUUGCCCGCAAUGCGAUCCAUUGAAAAAACCCUGCUUUGUUGGUACAUUUAGAUACAGCCAUAACGAGGUCUGGCAGUCGCAACUUGAUUGCAUUUUGAACCAAUGUAAAGAUGGAAUUAUCGUCCCAUAUGUUAUUCAGUGUCCAUCAAUAGUUUGCUCAAAGGGUAAGAAACUAAAGACUGUUCCAGGUGAAUGUUGUCCUAAAUGUAUUUCUGACUGUUCAUCUACUAAUAGCGCAUUAAAAUCAACAGACAGUAAUUCUGACUGCACAGAUCAAGAUAAAAGUGCUACUAAAGAUUGUACCUCGUUACCUGGACCAAAAGAGAAACUAAAUGUGCACUACAAAGAUCCAUGCACAAUAUGUGUAAAUGAGAAAAAUGAGCAGAAGUGUUAUUCCCCUAAAUGUCCUCCUUGUAGUUCAAAAUCUGACUCUUUCCUUAAUGAUUCAUGCUGUUACUGUUUCCAAGAGACAUGUGCAGAUGAAUGUCUCAGUUGUGAAGAUGUUAAUAAAAAUUUUUGUUUGGAUUGUAAAAAUCGGAGUAAAGUUUUAUUUCAAGGAAAGUGCCUUACAAAAUGUCCUGAUGGUUAUUUCAGUGAUGAAAACAAUGAAUGCAAAAGCUGUUCAUCUUCCUGCAAAACUUGUUUUGGCAACAUGACAUCUCAGUGCUCAAGUUGUGAAAAAGGCUAUUACCUGCAAAAGGGCCAGUGCGUUAAAAGUUGUGAUCCCAACUUUUAUGCCUCUGAUGGCUACUGUUUGGAAUGUCAUGAGUCUUGUCUCUCCUGCCAUGGUCCAAAUUCCAGUGAUUGUAUAUCAUGUGCGUUGUCUGGUCAGUUAUUGCAAAAUGGUACCUGCGUUGAUGAAUGUAUUGGGCAUUUUUAUAUAGCCGAUGGUUAUUGUUUAGAAUGUAAUGAAAGCUGUGCAAGAUGUUUAAAAGAUGGGACAUGUCAGUAUUGCGAAGAUAAUUUCUAUUUAGAAGAAGAAUUCUGCGUUGAUGAAUGUACUCCGGGCUAUUAUAAAUUUCUUGAUGCUUAUUGUCUUUCUUGCCAUGAUGAAUGUCAAGGAUGCUUUGGUCCUUUACCAUUUCAGUGUACCAGCUGUCCAUUUGGUCAGUUUCUUUUACAAAAUUCUUGUGUAUGGGAUUGUGGUCAAGGAUACUUUGGUGAUCUUGGAGCUGGGAUAUGUGGAAAAUGCCAUCCAGAUUGUCGAGCUUGUUUAGGAGGACCAUCAAAAGAUAAAUGCUUAACUUGCUCUAGUGGAUACUUACUACCUUAUAUCGGAACUCAUUUUGGAAGUUGUGUGGAAGAAUGUCCCACAGGCUACUAUUUAACAGCUGAUGGAACUUGUGCAGUGUGUCACGAAACAUGUGAGAUUUGCUAUGGAUCAAAUGACACAGAUUGUUCAUCAUGUAAAAAUCCCCUAUUUAUUAAAAAUGGAAAAUGUGUCCCUCACUGUUCAAAUGGUUUCUUUCAAGACAAUGGAGUGUGUUAUGCUUGCCAUCCAUCUUGUGCAACUUGUUAUGGAUUUAAUAAUGAUGAGUGUUAUACUUGUCCUUUUGGCAGGACAUUCAGAUAUGGGAAAUGUAUACCAUCAUGUAAAGAAGGGGAAUAUAUGAACUUGGAAGGCGCUUGCAUCAGUUGUCAUGAAUCCUGUUCUGAUUGCUUGCUAAAUAGCACUGAAGGUGAAGGUGUCCAGUGUUUGCAGUGUAAACAUCAACAGAUGUCAAUUCUGUACGGUGAAUGUGUUGUGGAUUGUCCUUCGAACUAUUAUCUGAAUUCCUACCAAAUUUGUCAAGAAUGCCAUCCUUCCUGUGCAACCUGUGAGAGAAGUGGAGCUACAUCGUGUGUCACCUGUUGGAGUGGAAGUUAUCUAACUCAUUUAGGCACCUGUGAAGCGCAGUGUCAUCAAGGAUAUUUUCCAUCUAAAGGCGUUUGCCAAGCUUGCAGUAUUAAUUGCCAUCAUUGCGUUAGUGCAACCGAAUGUCUUCAGUGCAAAAGAGAUCUUGUUCUACAAUUUGGAGAGUGUUUACCUUUAUGCUCUGAUCAGCAUUACAUCGAUGGUGUUAGCAGACAGUGCACAGAAUGCUCAAAGGAAUGUAACACUUGUCGUGGACCAUCUGCAAGCGACUGCACCUCAUGCUUGCCCGGAAAAUUUUUCCAGGAUGGCUCAUGUGUUCAAAAUUGUUCUGACGGAUUUUUUGAAAAAGGAAUUAAAUGUGAACCUUGUGAUUUGAAAUGCAAAACUUGCUCCAGCUCUUCUCGAUGCACCUCUUGUGAUUUCCCCCUCCUUCUACGAGAUGGUGAAUGUGUAGAUGAUUGUGGUACUGGUCAGUAUGCCGAUUAUGAAGUACUCAUUUGUAAACCUUGCAGUCCAGGAUGUGCGUUUUGUCUGUCUCCAGACGAAUGUGGUUUAUGCAGAGAUGGGUAUCAUUUGCAGAAUUUUGCCUGCAUGAAAAUAUGUCCAGAAAAUUAUUUUGAAGAUCCAGUGUCAAGAGUUUGUAAAAGAAAUUUUGGUGCGCCAUCAAUAAUUAUUGAUAAUAAUCUAAGAGUUCAGGCUGGAAGUUCGAUUUUGAUUACCAGUUCUGUCCUCAAUGCGUCUCAUGUUGAAUCAGAAAAAUUAUCUAUAGUAGUGCAUCAGUUGCCACAGAAUAGUCAACUUCAAAAAAUGUCGGACCGAGCAGAAGAGAUUUUGUUGAAAUCUGGAGAAAAUUUUACUUCAAAACAACUGGAGGAUGGAUGGGUAUUUUUUAAAUAUUUCGAUGGCAUGCCUCUUCAAGGCGAUCUUGUUUUGAAAGUUUCUGACGGAUAUGUGUCCAGCAGUGAUAUAAUUUUGCCAAUGCAAAUUGUUUCCAAGUUUCCUCCUCAAAUAGGACAACUUGAUUACAUUGUUGUUUCUGAAGAAUCAUUAUUUGUUAUAAAUCCAUCGAUUCUUGCAAUAGAAGAUAAAGAUAACAUUGCCGAUGUUACUCUAAAUAUCGUUCAAAGCCCUUGUUCUGGAAAACUGGUUUUGAUGCCUGAUGAAAAAGAGAUCUCUUCUGUGGCAUAUGAAGAAUUUGCCAAAGGCCAACUUGCAUUUAAAAGUGCCAAAACAAAUAUGAUUCAAAAAGAUAGUUUUGUCAUACAAGCUUUUGAUGGUUUUAAUUCUAAAUUGACAGACCUGAAACUGAUUGUUUUACCUAAGAAUAACAGCGAUUUAGUUAUUGUCCGAAAUGAACCAUUUUAUGUAAAAUCUGGUGAGACAUCACAAUUAACCAAUGACAUCUUGCUUUCUGUUGGAGAAAAUUUGCCGUCAAGUGAUAUAAUAUUUACCAUAAAACGUUCAGCAAAUCCUUCAAUUGGACAAUUUUUCAAGAAAACUAAAAAUUUGAUUGGGUUGCAAGAAAUGAAAGAAGAGAAAAUAAGUUUUACUCAAGCUGACAUAGACAAUGGAAUGAUACAUUAUAAUCAUGAUUUGAAUGGCACUUUAAAGAUAAAAGUUAAAGUAGAAAACAAGAAUACCAAAUCUUCUCUUAACUUUGACUUUGAAAUUCUCAAUCUGGAAGAAGGACUUGAAAACUCAUUACAAGCAAAUCAAUACGGAAUGAUGGUCCUUCAGAACCAUCCAGCCAUCAUUUCCAGUGACCACCUCUCAACUCAAGUGAAUGGAAUUUCACCUAAUGAUAUUGUAUACAUGAUUACUAGGAAACUUUUGAAAGAAGAAGGAUUUUUAGAAAAUCUUGACCAACCUGGAAUUAGGCUGCAGUCUUUUACUCAAAAUGAUAUCGAUACUUUGAAAAUUGUGUAUCAUCCACCACCUUAUGGAGGAGCUUCUGAGAAGCAAUUUAUGUUCCAAUUUGUUGUUAUUGAUGCUAGAAUUGGAUCACAGUUAUCACCUGUACAGAACUUCACUAUCACAGUGACUCCGCCAAAGAUUGAUUUCACAUCUCCCGCAUCGUCUAUCGAUUACAAAAGUACUAUUUUGCUCACCCAAGGUCAGUAUGUUAAGCUUGAACAUAACUGGCUGUCAACUGAAGGUCAUGAACUGUCAGCUGAUCAACUUGAAGUGGUUCUUACUAAUGCUCCGCAGCAUGGGGUGCUGAUACAAAUGAUGGGGGAUAAUAGAGUUGAAAUUCAAGAAGAUGAUGGAUUUGCUUUCACUUCAAUUAUUAAUGAUGCAUAUUAUGAGCAUGAUGGUUCUAAUAAUUUCCAUGACAGUGCUGUAUUUUCCAUCAUGGGCGGAAGGCAUUCAACUCUAAAUCGUGUAAUAUUUGAAAUUUCACCUAAUGACAGAGAGAGUCCUGUUAUACUUGAUUCCACUACCUUGAUGGGCUCUGUUACUGAAGGAAAAUCCUUGACUCUUCAAAGAUAUCAUCUUGCAUUCACCGAUUUAGUUUCUGAAGAUAAAGAUAUAGUAUUCAGUUUGCUAAGCAUGCCUAAAUAUGGAAUAUUAGAGAAGGAAGAAAAUGGGGAAUAUUACUUGUUGAAGUAA
Molecule: messenger RNA, 4897 nt
Organism: Argiope bruennichi
Lineage: Eukaryota; Metazoa; Arthropoda; Arachnida; Araneae; Araneidae
Product: extracellular matrix organizing protein FRAS1-like
Exons: 31
Coding region: 158-4897 (1579 amino acids)
Molecular function (GO): protein binding
Source: RefSeq, a predicted model, not a curated record